GUUCCUCUAAAACAGAAAGGAUCAUGACGAAACUACUAGAAUGGAUAUCGGUGCUCUCAGCAGUGCUAGCAUUCUGGUAUUCCCUCGUCGGUGGUUACGUAAAGCACCCAGUGAUAGAAGCCAACAUGAAUCUAAUAUUGGUAUCGCCUAUAAUCUUUGUGAUUUUAUUUGGCUUAUACGCGGUAACUGUUAUCUUGUAUCGAGUUUUUACGUUCAAUAAUUGCGAAGAAGCCGCGAAAGAGUUGCAAGAAGAGAUAGCGGAGGCUAAGAAGGACUUGGCAAGCAAGGGCCUUAGUUGGUGAUGCCAUACAUUCCAUAGACUAAGAUACAUGUAAGGAUAAUUUGUAAAUUUUAUAUUAUAUAUUUAAUGAAGUUGA
Cydia amplana is the source of this 377-nucleotide messenger RNA. It is a transcript of the gene Dpm3, whose product is annotated as dolichol-phosphate mannosyltransferase subunit 3. Lineage: Eukaryota; Metazoa; Arthropoda; Insecta; Lepidoptera; Tortricidae. The coding region runs from base 24 to 302 and encodes 92 amino acids. The transcript is spliced from 2 exons. The record is from RefSeq and is a predicted model, not a curated record. Gene Ontology annotation, biological process: GPI anchor biosynthetic process. Gene Ontology annotation, cellular component: dolichol-phosphate-mannose synthase complex; endoplasmic reticulum membrane.